UAACACCACGUUCUAUUAUCGCAUGCGAGAGCUUGUCAUCUGUUGCAUGCUGUACGUUUUUGCAACCUGUCUUCAAUGAAGAUUUAUUGAACUUUUCGCAGCUUUGGUUGAUUCUAUUUCAAGACCUUCCUUUAUUAGGUUUCAUUUUGCAGUCAACAGCUUCAGAACCUCAUUGGUUUACUACCCUGACAAACUCGAUUAUGUUUAUCGCGCAAGAUAGAGUGCCUGGCGUCGAAACCAUUGCCGCUGGCUUGCUCUGUGUAGGAACUGGCGCAUUGCUGGUUUUGAUCGUCUACCGUCUAUUUCUCCAUCCUUAUGCCAAGUACCCUGGACCUUUCCUAGCGAAAUUGACAAGUUGGUACUCCAUCUAUCAUGUGUACAAGGGGGAUCUACACACGGAUAUCUACCGGUGCCACGAGAAAUAUGGUGAUCGGGUUCGUUACGGGCCGAACAGACUUCUGAUCAACACAAGAGAGGGUUUCAAGGGCAUCAAUGGGCACGGAAAAAAUGUCAGCAAAUCAAAAGGGCAUCUGAAAAUCUCACUUGUUCCAGGAGUGCAUCCAACCUUGACGACGAUGGACGAUAAGGAGCACGGCAGACUCAGAAGACUUCAUAACCAGGGACUCUCAGACGCGCACAUUCGUACGAUCGAUUCGGAGCUUAGUCGACUGGCUUUGCUAUUCGCUUCUAAUCUUGGUAAGACUGAGGACAUCUUCGAUUCCAGUCUCGAAGCUGGCGAAAACCAAUGGAGUGCUCCCAAGAAUCUAGCUGAAUGGAGUGACUUUUUCACGUUCGAUGUAAUGUCGCAAUUGGUCUUCGGCACGUCCUACCACCUUCUUACCGAUGCUGCCAAUCACUGGAUCAUCGACGGUGUCCUUGGACAAAUGCGACGCAUCAGCUUUCUUGUAACACUGCCAGAACUUCAAGAGCUGCAGUUCCAUCGUAUAUUAUUUCCAGAAGCCCGCAAAAAAGCAAUUCGCUUCUCCGGCAAGAGUCGAGAAAUCCUGGAGGCGAGACGCGCACGUGACAAGACCGACGGUGAUGGAUUCAAGAACGAUCUCUUCUCCAAGCUCUUAGCUGCAAAGGACCCUGAAACUGGCGCAAGUCUUUCUGAAGCCCAACUGUGGGCUGAAAGUAAUUUGCUAAUUAUAGCGGGAUCUGAUACCUCAUCCACUGGUAUCGCAGCGCUUUUCUUUUAUUUAUCUCGCAAUCCCGAAGCCUAUGCUAGAGUCGCCCGAGAAGUUCGCGAGACAUUCACUUCCAAUCAAGAGAUAGCGCAAGGGCCAAAGCUAUCGUCUUGCACCUACCUCCGUGCAUGUGUACAAGAAGCUCUACGGCUCAAUCCAGCUGUAAGUGGCGCCAUGUGGAGAGUCGCCCGACCAGGCGGUCUAGACAUCCCAGCCGAGAAUCUCCACAUCCCCGCAGGUUGCGAAGUAGGCACAGGCAUCUUCUCCCUCAAUCACAACCCAGCCUACUUCCCGGACCCAUGGGCAUACAAGCCAGAGCGCUGGAUCGCAAGCGAGACCGGCGAAGAAGCAGUAGCCACUGCCAAAUCUGCAUUUGCUACGUUCUCUAUUGGUCCACGGAAUUGCGUCGGCAAGAACAUUGCGUUGAUCGAAAUCACGCUGGCUGGGGCUGCUGUUUUGAGGCAGUACGAUUUCCGUCCCGCAGAGUCAUCGCUGGGAGAAGUAGGAGACGGUAAAGGGACUCAGAAGGGAGUGUAUCAAACUCUCUGGGCGUUCACGAGUCUGAAGCAUGGUCCUUACAUCCAGUUUAGGCCUGUCGCAAAGAACGACGCUUAA
Messenger RNA from Periconia digitata, 1802 nucleotides. Lineage: Eukaryota; Fungi; Ascomycota; Dothideomycetes; Pleosporales; Periconiaceae. The record is from the annotation of a GenBank genome assembly.